Messenger RNA from Phaeoacremonium minimum UCRPA7, 2601 nucleotides. Its product is annotated as putative 5 -3 exoribonuclease 2 protein. Bases 1 to 2601 code for a protein of 866 amino acids. Gene Ontology annotation, cellular component: nucleus. The transcript is spliced from 3 exons. Gene Ontology annotation, molecular function: RNA binding; 5'-3' RNA exonuclease activity. Lineage: Eukaryota; Fungi; Ascomycota; Sordariomycetes; Togniniales; Togniniaceae. The record is from RefSeq and is a predicted model, not a curated record. Gene Ontology annotation, biological process: nuclear-transcribed mRNA catabolic process.
AUGGGUAUUCCAGCUGCGUUCAGAUGGCUAUCCACCAAAUACCCUAAGAUCAUAUCCCCGGUCAUCGAAGAUCAACCUCUGACGAUGGACGACGGCUCCGUCAUCCCUGUCGAUGCAACCCGUCCCAAUCCGAAUGGUGAAGAGUUCGACAAUCUCUACCUGGACAUGAACGGCAUCGUCCAUCCGUGCUCCCAUCCCGAGGACCGACCGCCUCCCAAAGAUGAGGAAGAGAUGAUGGUCGAGAUUUUCAAGUACACCGAUCGCGUUGUCAAUAUGGUCCGACCUCGCAAGCUGCUCAUGAUAGCCGUUGACGGUGUUGCCCCUCGAGCGAAAAUGAAUCAGCAACGUUCUAGACGUUUCCGUUCCGCCCAGGAUGCUAAAGAGAAGGAAGAGGACAAACAGGAGCUUUUGAAGCUUCUGAAGCAGCAGAAUGGCGGUGCCGUGACAGAGGAGACGGUCGAAACUGUGGCCAAGAAGGCCUUUGAUUCCAACAGUAUCACGCCCGGCACGCCCUUCAUGGAUAUUCUGGCAGCUAGUCUACGAUAUUGGUGCGCGUACAAGCUGAAUACUGAUCCGGCUUGGGCGAAAAUGAAGAUCAUCAUCUCUGACGCCUCGGUUCCCGGCGAGGGUGAGCAUAAGAUCAUGAAUUUCGUCCGUUCUCAGAGGUCAUCUCCCGAACAUGACCCGAACACGCGGCAUGUCAUCUACGGCCUCGAUGCCGAUCUUAUCAUGUUGGGGCUUGCUACCCAUGAGCCUCACUUCCGCGUGCUUCGAGAAGACGUUUUCUUCCAGGAGGGAAAAGCCAGGAUGUGCAAACUUUGUGGGCAGAAGGGUCAUGAUGCACAAGCGUGUAGAGGUGCCGCCAAGGAAAAAGACGGAGAGUCAGACGAAAAGGACAAGGCCCACCCUCUUAAACCCUUUAUCUGGCUUCACGUCUCUGUCCUUCGGGAAUAUCUCGCUAUUGAAUUGGAUGUCCCGGGCCUCCCUUUUAGAUUUGAUCUCGAGAGAGCCAUCGAUGAUUGGGUUUUCAUGUGCUUCUUUGUGGGAAAUGACUUCCUGCCUCACCUGCCCGCACUCGAGAUUCGAGAAAACGGGAUUGAUACGCUCAUGGCUAUUUGGAAGGACAACCUCCCACAUAUGGGGGGCUAUGUCACGAAGGACGGGCAUGUGGACUUGGAACGUGCCCAGUACAUCUUGGCUGGACUCGCAAAACAAGAAGACGCCAUCUUCCGCCGCAGGAAAGAAACCGAGGAUCGCCGCGAAGCCAACGCAAAGCGGCGCAGACUUCAAGAUCAAGCAAACGGAAGAAAUGGUCACAACGGCUCACCUUCGAACAAGAGACCACGAAAUCGUAAUGCUCCCGAGUAUCCGCCGUCUAACGUCCCUCUCAUACCUCUGUCGAGCCUAGCAAAACCCGCUCCGAUGGCUAUAACCCACGAUAUGGUGGUAAACCGUGGAGCUCUACGGGAUGCAAAUGUUGCCAAUAAGAGUGCAGCCAGUGUCUUGAAAAGUCAGAUUCAAGGUCUCAUGUCUCAAGCUCAGCCAGCAAACUCGGUGGCUGAGCCAGCUGAUGGUGCAGCUAAAGGAAACUCAGACGCUGCGGUACCAGACGAACAGUCACCGGCAUCCGCGCUGGGGAAACGAAAGGCAUCACUAAUGGAAGAUGAUGUCAGCACCCCUGGAACAAGCACAGCAGAGACUGGAACCCCGUCUGUUGGGCAGGAAGAAGAAGGUCCAGUCGACAGUGUACGACUCUGGGAAGAGGGAUAUGCCGACCGGUAUUACGAGCAGAAAUUCCAUGUUGAUCCCAAAGACAUAGAAUUCCGGCACAAGGUGGCCAGGGCAUAUGUAGAGGGUCUUGCCUGGGUUCUGAUGUACUAUUUUCAAGGAUGUCCGUCCUGGGAAUGGUACUACCCCUAUCACUAUGCGCCAUUUGCGGCCGACUUUGUGGACCUCAAGGACAUGCGCCUGAGUUUCGAGAAAGGUCGGAUUUCUAAGCCUUUCGAACAGCUCAUGAGUGUGCUCCCUGCCGCGUCUCGUCAUUCGAUUCCCGAAAUUUUUCAUGAUCUCAUGACGGAGCCGGACAGCGAGAUCAUUGAUUUCUACCCCGAGGAUUUCGAAGUGGACUUGAACGGGAAAAAAAUGGCCUGGCAAGGCGUUGCCUUACUGCCCUUUAUUGACAUGCCUCGUUUGCUGAACGCGGUAGAAAAACGUUACCCGCUUCUAAGCGUCGAAGAUCAAGCUCGGAAUGAGAUGGGGGCGGAUGUACUCCUCAUAUCGGAUGCCCACCCCCAUCUAUAUGAUGAUAUCACAGCUCACUUCUACUCGAAGAAGCAGGGUGCGCCGAAGUACAAGCUCGAUCCUCGGGUCAGUGACGGAUUGGCAGGCAAGAUAGAGAAGAUCAAGGAAUAUCUCCCACAUGGUGCCCUGGUCUAUCCACUUUCGAGGAAUGCCAUGCCGGAUAUUGAUUAUGAUCGAUCCCUUCGCAAGGUUACCAAAGCCACCAGAGCCAAGGGUAUGAUGAUCGUCGUCAUCGAUCGUACGGGAAUGAUCGUGGUCGCGGUCGUGACUCGCGAGGCUACUGAAUGCUGGUGGGAAUAA